Syzygium oleosum is the source of this 1488-nucleotide messenger RNA. RefSeq names its product putative E3 ubiquitin-protein ligase SINA-like 9. NCBI's taxonomy places the organism in Eukaryota, Viridiplantae, Streptophyta, Magnoliopsida, Myrtales, Myrtaceae. The coding region runs from base 1 to 1416 and encodes 471 amino acids. Gene Ontology annotation, molecular function: zinc ion binding. The transcript has 2 exons. The record is from RefSeq and is a predicted model, not a curated record.
AUGGCGAAAUUUCCUGUGGACGGAGAAGAAGAUGGCGAUGUACGUGUACCCAGCAACUCCUGGCUUUGCAAAAGGCGCCGCCUUAAACGCCGCCUUAAACGACCAGAAGGAGAAGAAGAUGGCGUUGUACGUGUACCCAGCAGCUCCUGGCUAGGCAAAAGGCGCCGCCUUAAACGCCGCCUUAAGCGAUCGGAAGGAGAAGAAGACGGCGUUGUACGUGUACCCAAUAGUCCUUGGCUUGGCAAGAGGCGCCGCCUUAAACGCCACUUUAAACGACCCCAUAGAGAAGAAGACGGCGCUGUAUGUGUACCCAGCAGCUCGUGGCUUGGCAAGAGGCGCCACCUUAAACGACCGGAAGGAGAAGAAGACGGCGCUGUACGUGUACCCAGCAGCUCCUGGCUUGGCAAGAGGUGCCGCCUUAAACGCCGCCUUAAACGACCGGAAGGAGAAGAAGACGGCGUUGAACUUGUACCCAGCAGCUCCUGGCUUGGCAAGAGGCGCCGCCUUAAACGCCGCUUUAUUUCUUCUGGCCGAAGCCGAAGCCGACCCGCUGAAGAAGAAGAGGGUAGCAAAGAAGGAGAGGAAGACCAACGUUCAGACGGCGAUCGGAGAGACAAAUUGAACCCGAGCGAAGAAGAACUAGAAGAACAGGAUGAAGGCGAGCACUCGAAGGUUGGGUCAUUGGAGUUCACUCUCGAGGACCCAGAUGUGUUGGACUGCGCCAUCUGUCUCGAGCCCUUGACGAGCCCCGUUUUUCAGUGCGAAAAUGGUCACAUAGCUUGCUCCUCCUGCUGCAAAAUGAUAAGCAACGGAUGCCCGUCCUGCUCUAUGCCUGUUGGCCACAGAUGCUGCGCAGUCGAGAAGAUCCUGGAGUCUGUCAGGAUGGCAUGUCAAAAUGCAAAGUUUGGCUGCAAUCAGAAGUUUGGUUACCACAUGAAAAAUGACCACGAGAAGACAUGCCCGUUCGCUCCGUGUUCGUGUCCCUUUUCGAGUUGCAGCUAUGUUGGCUUGUUUGGGCAGUUAGUGAAGCACUUGAGUUCCAAGCACGAGGCUUCUCCGACAUCCUUUCGUUUCAACUCCAACGCCUCUCUCUCGAUAAAGGUCGAGACGGAGGUCUGUCUGCUUAAAGAAGAGGGAGAAGAUGUUCUCUUUGUCUUCAAAAACGAAACUAUAGACCUGGGCAGCAAGAUUAAGAUCAGUUGCAUUGGCCCCUUGGCAAAGGCAGAUUAUGCCUACGACAUAGAAGCGAUUUACCGGGAAAGCUCUCUCAAGCUUCACACCUGCACCAAGAGCGUUCCAGACUUUGAAUAUGAUCCGAAUCAGGAGCCUUGCCUUUUGGUGCCAAGAAGGUUCUUCGAUGAUUCCUUGGGCCUCAAGCUUGAAGUGCGUAUUUGGCGUAAUGAAGCAAGAGAUUAAUGUCGUAGAUAUUUUCUUUUUAGUUCUUUCAAUUUUUUUUUUUGCAAAAAACAUCGUUGAUUCGUCAGUAGG